Molecule: messenger RNA, 1686 nt
Organism: Aedes albopictus (Asian tiger mosquito)
Lineage: Eukaryota; Metazoa; Arthropoda; Insecta; Diptera; Culicidae
Product: UDP-glucuronosyltransferase 2B20
Exons: 3
Coding region: 107-1669 (520 amino acids)
Molecular function (GO): UDP-glycosyltransferase activity
Source: RefSeq, a predicted model, not a curated record
CAGUGACAGUUGCUUGAUAGAUAUUUCAAAAGUUUGGAAAUUCAAUCAGUAGUGAAUUGACCGGCUUUCCGAAUACUUCGGAGGAAACAUCAUCAGUAAAGAAAGCAUGUCGUGGAGCGUGGUUUUAUUGUUAACAGCAAUUUGCAGUUCAACACUGGCUGCAAAUGUUCUGUACAUAGAUGGAGUGCCAUCGCCAAGUCACUUCAUUUGGCAUAAAGCGUUGAUAAAUGGACUGGCUGCCAAAGGACAUAAUGUUACGGCGUUAAGUGUCGAUGUUGAAGAAAGUUCUUUACCAAAUUUAUCAUACAUCAAAUUAGAAGGUGUUUAUGAAGGUCUACAUGAGGAAAUGGAACUAGGCAGCGAGCUGUUUGAAAUGGGAGAAAUGAAUCCAUUUACAUCUUUAGCCAUGUUCAAUCAAUACGUGAUGCUGGGCUGUGAACUAACACUAAAUGCGAAAGGUCUAAGGCAAUUGUUAGACUACCCAAGUGAGUUCAAAUUCGAUGUGAUAAUUAGCGACUAUCUGAAUGGGCCAUGCUUGUCUGCCGUUACACAACACAAAUUUGGAAGACCUCCAUAUAUUGGAGCAACAGCUUUCAACGGACUGUCGACGACGAGCAUGUUAUCCGGCGCCUAUUCUUAUUCAGGAUCAGUCCCGGAUUAUGCGUUGGAUAUGCCUCACAGCAUGAGUUACCGUCAGCGUUUUACAAACUUUUUGUAUAAUCACUAUGUAGAGCUUUUCAGAACUUACGAGACGUACCCAAAAGUAGACAAAAUAGUGCGCAAAGUAGUUCCAGAUAUUCCGUACGUUGGGGAACUUGACAGAGAUGCUCGCAUUAUCCUGUUGAACUCAGACCCAGCAAUUCAGUAUACAGAACCAUCGGUGCCAAAUGUUAUCUCAGUAGGUGGAAUGCAGAUUGUUAAGCCCAAAGAGCUACCGGAAGAUCUUAAGAAGAUCGUAGAAGCUGCAAAAAAUGGUGUGAUUCUAUUCUCGCUCGGUACCAAUAUCCGCAGCGAUUUACUGGGUGAUGAGAGAAUAAUCGAAAUCCUGAACGCUAUGGGCCAAUUCCCAGAAUAUCAAUUUCUGUGGAAGUUUGAAUCCGAUGCCAUGCCAAUUGAAGUGCCAAAGAACGUGUACAUAAGAAAGUGGAUGCCUCAAAAUGAUUUGCUUGCCCAUCCCAAUAUUAAACUUUUCAUCACACACAGCGGUCUCCUCAGUACCCAGGAUGCUGUUUGGCACGGAGUGCCGAUCAUCGGCUUCCCUGUAUUCGCUGACCAAUUCCAAAACAUAAAUUACUGCAUCGCGCAAGGUGCGGGAAAAAGGCUGUCUAUUAAAAAUGUGAAGAGUAGCGAGCUUGCCGGUGCUAUUAGGGAAGUGAUGACAAACGAAAGCUAUCGCGAGAACAUGUCUCUCCUCUCGAAGGUCUUCCGAGAUCAGAAAGAGUCACCGUUGGAGCGUGCCAUCUGGUGGGUGGAGUGGGUUCUUCGUAAUCCAACGUCGCAAGUUCUGCAAUCGAAUGCGGUUCGAUUAGAUUGGUCCGUAAAGUAUUCCUUUGACGUUAUGGUGCCGCUGGUGCUGGCAGGUCUCAUAGUAUUGCUAGCUCCAGUGAAGAUUAUGGUGCUGGUGCUGCGUCGAAAAGCAAGACAGCAAAAGAAAACUAAACGUGAAUAAACUUGAAAUAUAACGCA